Messenger RNA from Capsicum annuum, 1901 nucleotides. Its product is annotated as serine carboxypeptidase-like 17. Bases 320 to 1720 code for a protein of 466 amino acids. Gene Ontology annotation, biological process: proteolysis; secondary metabolic process. Lineage: Eukaryota; Viridiplantae; Streptophyta; Magnoliopsida; Solanales; Solanaceae. Gene Ontology annotation, molecular function: acyltransferase activity, transferring groups other than amino-acyl groups; serine-type carboxypeptidase activity. The transcript is spliced from 14 exons. The record is from RefSeq and is a predicted model, not a curated record.
ACUAAAAAAAUAUAAUACAAUGGAUAAAUUAUUUUUUCAUUAAUCAAAGAUCUCAGGUUUGAGUUCUGAAUUCGGUGUGAAAGAUGUAAAACAUAAAAAAAAAAGAAAUUGUUAUACUUCUCUGUGAGCAACAUAAUUAUGAAAAUCGAGAAACGAAAAAUUAAUCUCCGAGCAACAAAAAAAAAUAAUUACGAAGAAAAAUCUAACUACAACUUCUUGCUUUUUGUCUUUUGUUUUCUUCGGUACUUCUUCAGUAAUGCUUAUCCAUCUGUAGGAUGACAAACUUUUAGCUUUAAGAAAACUUUGUAAUACAAAAAAUAUGGGAAAAACAGAACUAUGUUACUAUUUAUUCUUAGUUCUUGUUGUAGCAGAGCUUUGUUUACAGCCUGUAGCAGCUGGUUCAACAGUGAAGUUUCUUCCAGGAUUUCAAGGACCACUUCCUUUUGAACUUGAAACUGGGUAUAUUGGAGUUGGUGAUCAUGAAGAUGCACAACUGUUUUACUAUUUUAUAAAGUCGGAGUCGAAUCCAGAAUCGGACCCUGUUCUACUUUGGAUCACAGGAGGCCCUGGUUGUUCUGCUUUAUCUGGCCUUAUAUAUGAAAUUGGACCAAUAACUUUUGAGCCAGUGGAGUACAAUGGGAGUUUGCCUAAAAUGAUACUGAAUCCUUACUCAUGGACAACGGCUGCUAGCAUUAUUUUCGUGGACUUUCCCGUGGGCACUGGAUUUUCCUAUGCGACAACUCCAUCAGCUCUACAAACAUCUGAUUUACAAUCAAGUGAUCUUGCAUAUCAGUUCCUUCACAAGUGGUUCAUCGAUCAUCCAGAAUUUCUAAGGAAUUCAUUAUAUGUUGGGGGAGACUCGUACUCAGGGAUGAUUGUUCCCAUUAUUACUCAAAUUAUAGCAAUUAAGAAUGAAAUGGAAAUCAAACCAUUUAUCAAUCUUAAGGGAUAUUUGCUUGGAAACCCAUCGACCAUUGAAGGUGAAAACAAUUAUGAGAUUCCAUAUGCUUAUGGAAUGGGGCUUAUUUCUGAUGAACUCUAUGAGUCCUUGAAGACCAAUUGUAAAGGAGAGUACCUCAAUAUAAGUCCAAGCAAUACACUAUGUUUGCAAGAUGUUCAAACUUUUAAAGAGCUUCUCAAAGGAAUUAAUGAACCCCAUAUUUUGGAGCCCCAAUGUGAAAUUUUUUUUUCACCAAGACCACACUUACUAUUUGGCCAAAGAAGAUCUCUUGAUGAAAAGUUUCAUCAACUUAAAAAUCCUGAACUUCUUCCUGCACUAAAAUGUCGCACUGAUUGGUACAUACUCUCUUAUCAUUGGGCUGAUGAUGGUCAAGUUAGAGACGUCCUCAACAUCCGGAAGGGGACUAUUGGAAAAUGGGAGAGAUGUGCAACUUUGCAAUACAAAAAGACGGUCAUGAGCAGCAUACCGUAUCAUGAUAACCUCAGUAGAAAAGGUUACAGAUCUCUUAUAUACAGUGGAGAUCAUGACAAGGUUGUAAACUUCCGGUCAACUCAAGCAUGGAUAAAAUCUCUUAACUACUCCGUUGUUGACGAUUGGCGAACUUGGACUGUUGACGAUCAAGUUGCUGGUUAUACGAGAAGUUACUCAAAUCAGAUGACAUUUGCCACAGUGAAGGGAGCAGGACACACUGCACCAGAGUAUAAGCCUCGUGAAUGUCUGGCCAUGCUCACAAGGUGGAUGUCUUACCAGACCCUUUAAUCAGCAAAUGUAUCAUGAUUUCUAAUUAUCAAUGUCAAGAUUCCAUUGUGUUGACAUUGUUUAAGACAUCAAUGUAUACAACAACAUAACCAGUAUAUUCCCAUCAAGUGGGAUCUGGGGUGGUUAAGUGUGUGCAGUUCAUACCACUACCUCGGAUGUGAGACACAGAGAUUGUUUUCGA